Helianthus annuus (common sunflower) is the source of this 906-nucleotide messenger RNA. RefSeq names its product putative F-box protein At3g16210. The record is from RefSeq and is a predicted model, not a curated record. Gene Ontology annotation, molecular function: protein binding. The transcript is spliced from 2 exons. The coding region runs from base 2 to 739 and encodes 245 amino acids. NCBI's taxonomy places the organism in Eukaryota, Viridiplantae, Streptophyta, Magnoliopsida, Asterales, Asteraceae.
GAUGUCAGACCACAUACCCUUCGAUAUUCAAUCGGAAAUCAUGAAAAUGCUACCUGUGAAAUCGUUGCUUCGAUUUCGAUCCAUCUGCAAACAGUGGAAGUCUUUGAUCCAGAGCUCUGAUUUCAUUGCACAUUACAGGAGCCAACAACAUCAUCUGCUUGUAAGUUAUCAUGAUUAUGGGCCAAAAUAUGUCUCAAUUGCUGAUGAUCAUACUUCUCCUCAACAGAAAGUUUCACUGACUUCUUCUGUUAACAAGAUGCUUGAAUACCCCCCUAGGUCUAGGAUAAUCAGCAGUUGUCAUGGCUUGGUGUGUUUCUACUGCAAUAGUGCUCGCAAGGCUGUUAUUUGGAAUAUUUCACUUAGAAAAACAGUUACUGUUGCUGUGCCUACUUUGGCUGAUGAUGUAUAUGUAACAAUUCUAGGUUUUGGGGUUUGUCGUGAGACUAGUGACCCUAAGAUUGUCAAGAUUACAUACAUUUACAGCUGGAGUGUGGAUAUCAAUGCUACUUGCAUACCCUCUCAGGUUGAUGCUACACUAAGGGGGUUUCGGAAGAGUGGUGAGCCUGUAAUUGCUAUUCCAGGAGAACGUCGACGUGUACGACUUGCUGUUUACGAGCCUUACUCAAAACGCAUCGAUUAUCUUGGGAUUGAUGGAUCACUAUACUCAUUUAAGGUGUAUCCCUACAUGGAAAUACUAUUUUUGCUUGAUCAGCCAGAUAAUAUGGUUUAUAGCGAAUGAGGUGCAAUGCAAGAUGACCCUCAAGUUUCAUCACUUCCUAAUUAAUGGCUAGGUUGGAAUGGCUGAGUGAAAAGCACACAUCUUCUCCAAAAGAAAAUCUCCAUGAAUUUGGGUCGUGUAAGAUGGGAAUGGUUGAAUGAAAUGAACACUUGUCUUUUAAUUUCUAA